Messenger RNA from Caenorhabditis sp. 36 PRJEB53466, 1452 nucleotides. NCBI's taxonomy places the organism in Eukaryota, Metazoa, Nematoda, Chromadorea, Rhabditida, Rhabditidae. The record is from the annotation of a GenBank genome assembly.
AUGCCGGGGUCGGAAAAAGAGGAAGAUCCUAUGAAGAAUGUAACGUUCUCUGAAGGCAAAAAGUGAGAUCCAGCAAAGUUUCAGCCGCACAAACAGAAGCUUUCAGAUUCGGUGAAUGGAGAAUCGGCAAAGUGUUGGACGAGGGCGGAUUCGGCAGAGUCUACAUUGCAACGAACGUGAACGAUCCGUCGAAGAUCGCCGCGUUGAAAGCCGAAUCGAACGAGGUGGAGGGCGGAUCGGCGAUCAAGUUGGAGGUUUGAAGGUGGUUGCCGGACGGCCAGUUGCAAAGUGUCCCUCUUCAGAAUAUGAUCCUGCAAAAACUCAACAAGAACGGACCGGCGCCCCACAUUCCGGUCGUCUACAUGUGCGCUAAACGGCGUCGCUACUGUACCCUUGACCCCCUUGUUCUACCGUAAUCUACCGUAAUAUCUUGCAGGCUACAUGGUGAUGACGUUGUUGGGCAGCAAUCUGAAAAGUCUCAAGGCGAAGAACAAGGUAGUGAACAACGGAUUCUCGCGCGGAACGUGGAGUCGCGUCGGCAUCCAGUGCCUGUACAGUCUCAAGUUCGUGCACGAUAACGGCUACAUCCAUCGCGACAUUAAACCGCAAAACUUUUUGCUCGGCAACGAGAAAGACCGCGAGCGGGCGCGCAUCGUGCACAUUCUCGACUUUGGACUCGCCCGCCCGUUCGCCAGUUGGGUAAGCGCCGUCUAGUUUCCGCAUCCUAGCCCUCCCCGGGUUUUGCAGAAGGACCGCGAAAAGAAGUGGGUGGUGCGGAAGGCACGUGGAACUGCCGAGUUCCGCGGAACCCUCCGCUACACCUCUCCGAACGUGCACCUCAAGAAGGAGCAGGGACGCGGCGACGACGUCUGGGCCCUUUUGUACGUGCUCAUCGAGCUCAACGGCGGCAAAAUGUUGCCGUGGCAGACGGAGGACGAGCGGGACCGAGUCGAGCAGAUGAAACUGACGAUGAGCCAUCAGAAUGUGAUGGCGAACAUGCCGGGAUGCAUGAGCAAGAUUAUGCCGCACCUGGCGACACUCAACUACUACGAGAGACCCGAUUAUCAGUGAGGGACUAACUGUCGGAUCCUAGGCCAUCCUCGCGUUUCAGUUUGUUCUUCAAAGCUUUGUGGCAAGUGAUGGAGAACGAGAAGGUCACUCCGAGCAGCAAGUACGAUUGGGAGGUGGACGCUCCGGAUGUAAGGGCAAACUUUUUCUUAUGGUUUUAGAAUAUUCGUUCAGAAAAGUCUGCCGGCGGCCGCGUGGGAGAACCCGGCGGGUCCGUUCUUCACCGCCGAUCCGCUCGGAAUCAACAGAGCCCCGAUUCCGGGAAUUCCGGGACAAGAGCCGACGAUUCAGGCAUCGGAGGCGCCGACGGACGCGCUCAAGAGCCCCAAGAUGGACAACGACAAUAGCUCGACGCCGGGGAAGAAGAAGCCGAACAAGAAGUGA